Messenger RNA from Olea europaea var. sylvestris, 3611 nucleotides. RefSeq names its product potassium transporter 4-like. Gene Ontology annotation, cellular component: membrane. The coding region runs from base 894 to 3314 and encodes 806 amino acids. Gene Ontology annotation, molecular function: potassium ion transmembrane transporter activity. The transcript is spliced from 9 exons. The record is from RefSeq and is a predicted model, not a curated record. NCBI's taxonomy places the organism in Eukaryota, Viridiplantae, Streptophyta, Magnoliopsida, Lamiales, Oleaceae. Gene Ontology annotation, biological process: potassium ion transmembrane transport; cell tip growth.
UUUUUGAUAAUGGAUAUCAUGGAAUACUUUUGUUGUCUUUUUGAUGGAUUUAAGCUAAUGCAAAGUAUGAAAAGGAUAACUGAAAAAUUACUGGUUGAUAUGUGUGUUAUUUUCUCAACUAAAUACAGAUUACAAGUAUGUUUGGCUAAGCUUAAAAUAAAAUUAAAAGUUACUUUGUUUAAAACAUGUUUGGGCGUUUAUCUUUUCUUACCUUUAUGUAAACAUAUGGUAUUUGAUUGAAAAUAAUCUUACAUGCUAUUAAAUAAGUUACUUAUUCAAACUUUGACACAUAAAAGUAAUUAAUUAAUGUCAAACUAACCUAUUUAGUAUUUUCCUCAUAAGCGAGCUUUAUAAGCUUAGCUGAACCUGCUUUUACCUGAGACAUAACCGUUAUGUGAUCUCUUUUCUUUGAGAGAUUUUGAGGACUGAGAUGUGAGGUUUCUAUUGUGUUCGUUUGAGGCCCCGGAACUUUCAACUGGCCAAGAUGCCAUCACUGUUUCCUUGGUUCUUGAAUGUCAAUCUGUUUUGUUUUUUGAUGUCUUCGGUGUAUGAAUAGAUAUAAAGUUGAUCUAAUCUAAUUUCUGAAUCCUAGAGCCUUUUGUCGUACUAUGUUAAGGGUGGCUGUUUUUAACUGUAUUCUGAGCUUCAUGCAUUCAGUCUAGCUGUAUGUAUUAGUACCAAGCUAUUCGUUAUUGUGGAAAAAUUUCUUUCAAGGCUAUAAAUAGCUGAAAUUGACCUUUAUUGUGAAAGAAGAAUUUUAAUUUUUGCUGAAAUAUGCCACUAUCCUUCAAUGUUUUCCUGAGGAUGCUGGGAAUGCCAGUUUAGUGGGCCUCUUGACAAAAGUUGCAUUCAGAAGGUCCUACAGAAUGAACCAAAUUUUGGCAGGUAAAUAGAUGAAUCAAAUUGACAUGGACCUCAAUGAAGACCGCAAUUACUUGCCAACUCCAGGGGCGGUGGGUUUAGGCCAAGAAUCAAGUAGGGGCAAAAGAAAGUUGACCUCAAAGUUUUGUUUGGAGAAUCUUCCCAACGCUCUAAUGUUAGCAUACCAAAGCUUCGGGGUGGUAUAUGGAGAUCUGAGCACUUCACCUCUUUAUGUUUAUAGAAGUAUAUUUGAUGGGAAGUUGCAGAAUCACCAAAAUUCUGAUGCAGUAUUUGGUGCAUUUUCAUUAAUAUUUUGGACAUUAACGCUUAUUCCUCUGCUGAAAUAUGUAUUUAUGUUGCUGAGUGCUGAUGAUAAUGGUGAAGGUGGUACUUUUGCUCUUUACUCCUUGCUUUGCAGACAUGCAAAAUUCAGUUUACUUCCCAAUCAACAAGCAGCUGAUGAGGAGCUGUUGGCUUACAAAUAUGGUCCCUCAGGACAAUCUUCAACAUCUUUAGCAUUUAAGAGGUUUCUCGAGAAACACAAGAAGUUGCGUACACUUCUGUUGUUUGUAGUAUUACUUGGGGCUGGUAUGGUAAUAGGUGAUGGUGUAAUUACUCCUGCAAUUUCAGUUCUAUCAUCAGUAUCUGGUCUUGAAGCUGCUGGAACAAAUUUGAGUAAGGGUGAAGUACUAUUGAUUGCUUGCAUCAUAUUGGUCGGCCUGUUUGCUUUGCAGCAUGUUGGAACCCAGAAGGUCGGUUUCUUAUUUGCGCCCAUCGUUAUUCUCUGGUUGAUAUCAAUUUUUUCCAUUGGGCUUUAUAAUACAAUACAUUGGAACCCGAAAAUUGUUUUGGCUCUUUCUCCACACUAUAUCAUCAAGUUCUUUAGUCAAACUGGUAUAGAUGGAUGGAUUUCACUUGGAGGGGUCCUCCUCUCAAUAACAGGCACAGAGGCAAUGUUUGCAGAUUUGGGUCAUUUCAGUGCGUUUUCAAUAAGGAUUGCAUUUGCAUUCGUCGUAUACCCUUGCUUGGUAGUGCAAUAUAUGGGCCAGGCUGCUUUUCUAUCGAAAAAUAUUUCUUCAAUCCCGAACGGCUUCUAUGAUUCGGUUCCUGAUGGUGUAUUUUGGCCUGUCCUCAUUAUUGCCAGCCUUGCAGCAAUUGUUGCGAGUCAGGCUAUCAUUUCGGCCACAUUCUCUAUUGUUAAGCAAUGUCAUGCUCUUGGUUGCUUCCCACGCGUAAAGGUUGUUCACACCUCAAAACAUAUCCGUGGACAGAUCUAUAUACCAGAGAUUAAUUGGAUCCUCAUGAUUCUUACUCUUGGUAUAGCUAUUGGGUUUCAAGACAUAACUACAAUUGGAAAUGCAUAUGGCUUAGCUUGCAUGUCAGUUAUGUUUAUUACAACUUUUCUCAUGGCACUUGUCAUGGUCUUUGUAUGGCAAAGAAGUAUUGUACUAGCUGCUGCUUUCCUCCUUUUCUUUUGGUUCAUUGAAGGGGCUUAUCUACUAGCUGCAUUUACAAAAGUUCCUCAGGGAGGAUGGGUGUCCCUUGUUCUGUCUUUCAUCUUCAUGUUUAUCAUGUUUGUUUGGCACUAUGGAACUCGCAAGAAGUACAACUUUGAUCUAUACAACAAAGUGCCGAUGAGAUGGAUCCUUGGCCUCGGCCCAAGCCUUGGCAUUGUCCGUGUGCCUGGGAUAGGCCUCGUAUAUUCAGAGCUUGCAACAGGAGUACCUGCAAUCUUCUCACAUUUUGUCACAAAUCUCCCAGCUUUUCAUAACGUUUUGGUGUUUGUUUGUGUAAAAUCUGUUCCAGUGCCCUAUGUCUCUCCUGAGGAACGCUUCCUCAUUGGCCGCAUUGGCCCGAGACCCUAUCGCAUGUAUCGGUGCAUUGUGAGAUAUGGGUACAAAGACUUGCAGAAAGAUGAUGAGAACUUUGAGAAUCUUCUAAUUCAAAGUGUCGCCGAGUUUAUCCAAAUGGAAGCUGUAGAGCCUCAGUUUUCAAGCCCAGACGCUGCAUCAUAUGACGGGAGAAUGGCAGUCAUAAGCUCCCGCACUAUUCAAUCCAGUUCAACUCUAAUUGUGUCGGAGACUGAGGAUUUUGGUUCGAUUAGUUCCAUUCCAAGCAGUAAAUCUUUAACUCUCCAAAGUUUAAGAUCUGCCUACGGUGAUGAGAACCCACCAAUCAGAAGGCGUCAAGUGAGGUUUCAGGUACCACACAACCCCAGGAUGGAUCCUGCAGUAAGGGAAGAACUCUUAGACUUGAUCCAGGCGAAAGAAGCUGGCGUUGCUUAUAUACUAGGACACUCUUAUGUGAAGGCAAGAAGAUCAUCUUCAUUCCUGAAGAAAUUUGUGAUUGAUAUCGGCUACUCAUUUCUUCGUAAGAAUUGCAGGGGUCCGGCUGUGGCGCUUCAUAUUCCUCAUAUUAGUCUGAUUGAAGUAGGCAUGAUAUAUCAUGUCUAGGGAUUUGUUCACUGUAAGUCUUUUCUUCAUGGCCUUCCUGGACUUGUCCUUACAGGUAAUUCGUGGGAAUGCAACAGCCUAAGACGCCAUGUCGGCUACUCUAUAAACUCAUCUUUUUAUGUAUAUACACACAACUCUUAACUAAGAAGUAUAUCGUGUUGCUCAGCAUUCAUUUGUUGAACCUUGUUUAUAAGUGAGGAUUUGAGCAUAGGUUUAUGCUUUGUUGUUGCAAUUCACUAUUUACCUCUGCAUCGGCUUUGUUCGUAGAUGAGUGAUUAAAAAAUUCAAAUGCAGCAA